AUGACCGCCGAGAGUGGGCCGCCGCCGCCACCCUCGCAGUCGGAGGCACUGGCUGCGGCCGCUGCAGCCAUCUUCCCGGGAGCGGUGCCCGCCGCACGCACGCCCUACCCGGGUGCGGUCUAUGCGAGCUAUGCACCGCCAUCGCUCGCCGCGCCGCCUCCAGUCUACUACCCCUCCGCAUCUCCGAGCCCUUGCCGUGUCUUCGGCCUGGUUCCUGAGCGACCGCUCAGCCCAGAUUUGGGUCCCGCGCCGUCUGGGCCUGGCGGUUCCUGCGCUUUUGCCUCUGCAGGCGCUCCCGCCACUACCACCGGCUACCAGACCACCGGCUGCGCAGGGGCGCGGCCAGCCAACCCCUCCACCUACGCUGCUGCCUACACGGGUCCCGACGGCGCAUACCCUCAAGCCGCCAGCAGUGCGCUCUUCGCUGCAGCUGGACGCCUGGCAGGACCCGCUUCGUCCCCGGCUGGUGGCAGCAGUGGCGGAGUCGAGACCACUGUGGACUUCUACGGGCGCACGUCGCCAGGCCAGUUCGGAGCGCUAGGGCCUUGCUACAAUCCUGGCGGGCAACUGGGAGGGAGCAGUGGAGGGGCCUACCAUGCCCGCCAUGCCACCGCCUAUCCUGGAGGGGUAGAUCGGUUCGUGUCCGCCAUGUGAGCCGAAAAUAGGGACGAAAAUGAAUAGAUACUUUGGCUGUCUACACAAAAUAAAUAUCCCCGUGACAUGAGGACAGGACUAGAAAGAAGACCGAAUUGGGACCCACGAGGAAGGUACCAAGAGUGCUGGAGAGGCUCAAUCUCCUAGCACACCGUGUAAACACUGAUUUGUUUUGUAAAUGGGAGUUGAGGAGAGGCUGCCCGCAGCUUUUGGAUUAGCACAAGGGAUCUUCAAGAGGGUGAAGCCCCAAAGAACAGGCCUUUCUGGCAUUCUAUCAGGGAGGGUCCAUGGCAAUAUAGGAUGGAGUUGGAGACAGCGCAGUGUCUACACCAGAAUCAGAAUCGUGGGGAGUCAUAUAGCUUCACCCUUUCCUGUGCUGCACAAAACAGGCUUUUUCACAUGGUUUGGCCUUUUGUACCUUUGACUACAUUACUGCAAUAACAGGCCAGGACAGUGCUUUUCUUCUGAAAGUAAGGACAAGUUUGAAAAAAAAAAAAGUGGGUGUUUUUAGAUUUGUUUUUAAAUAGAAGAAGUCUGCUCUGGUUGAUCCAGCUGGUUUUCCCUGCCUCUGAGAACUUCAGACCACACUUAGCUCUCCAGUGAGACCCAGUUCCAUUCCAAACCUUCAAACCUUUAGUCUCCCUGUUACACAACAGGGCUCUCCCAGUCCACUCCCCUCCCCCAUAUUAGACUUAAGAACACCAUCAACUUGGAUGCCACCCUGCAUAUUUGGCAGCAUUGGUGGGCCACCCAGGGCCUCAAAGUAGCAAUCCAAAGUCUAACCAUCACUCAAGGAAUUGAUACAAAUCAUAGCAAGCACCUAAAGUCCCAGGACUAGCUCCAAGAAGCAAUUAUAUCACAAUUCAUUGAAUCUUUUGAGCAAGAUGUGCUGGUCAUCCCACAGCUAUUACUGCCCUACCAUAAAUUUGAUUUUCCAGUGAGGCAAGUAGAAAUACAUUUGCCCAUUAUCCAUGGCUUCUUUCCAUAAAGCAGCCCUGGACCCAAUGGGUACGCUAAAACGUUCAAAGAGAUGAAAGGACUGGGGUGGUUGGUUGAUGAUGGCUUUCAAUAGUUGGGGUUAGAUCUUUCAUUCCUGGCACCCUCUGCUCUGCCUCAGCAGCCUUCCCAUGCAGAAAGCAAAAAGAACAUUUAAAUUGGAUGGUCAACGAAGUGAGCUUUGAAAGAAACUGGAUUUUUAACUUUGAUGUCUUUGUUUUGUAUUGUUUUGUUUGUAAGCAACAGGCUCACCAAAAUCAGAGGAAAUCUAGCAACACUCCCACUUUUAUCUCAUCUUAUAAUUUUUUAUUUGUGGGGGAGGGCUUUCAACAUUAAAUAUGUCAGAGGUGCCACUCAAAGCUUUCAGAUAAAACUAAGUGGUAAGAUGGACUGUUUUUAAUUUAAAAGAAAGAAAGAAAGCUUUGAGCACUAGUUCUGGCAAGAGAAACUAGGCCUCUUUCUGCAGAGUUAACUUGGUAGGAAGAAGGUUGUAUGAACACUAUUAAUAAUUUCUUUUUAUCUAGGGGACUGCACGAUUCUGUUCACAAAGAACAUGGUUCAGUCUAGACAGAAAUUUGUCUAAAUCAGUGGUAUCCAAUAGAAAUAGAAUGCAAGUCAUAGAUGUAAUUUUGAAUUUCUUAGUAACUGUACUAAUAAAAGAAACAGGUGAGAAUAAUUUUAAUAAUAUAUUGUAUUCAGCCCAAUAUACCCAAAAUAUCAUUUCAACAUGUACUCAAUAUAAAAAUUGUUGAUAUGCUUUACUCUUUUGUCAUGCUAUGUCUUCAAAAAUUGGGAUAUAUUUUCCACUGACAACUUGUCUAACUUUGAAUUAGCCCCUUGUGGCUGAGGGCUACUGCUGUGGACAGUCUUUGCAGGCCAAAGUGUUGUUUCUUCCUGGCUUUGGUUUUAGUAAAUGACCACUUGAAGGCAGGUGGCAGCUGGAGCACCCACCCAGCCCAGUGACCAUGGAAUCUCCAGAUUUGGGGCCUCCCUCCUCUUCUUGUGAACCUUUCCGUGUAUGAGAUGCAAGGAUUCUAUGGCAGUUCUACUGGCUCUCCCAGACACAGAGGUCAGGAUGGCAGAAGCAGAAAUUGAGAGUCUUCCACUUGGAGUUCUAUCCUUGGCUGGGGAGAGCCUCCACACGGGAGCUGGAAAGAGCAGUUUUUGCACCUAGUUAGCAGGGAAUUGGAUGUCUCUUUUUCUGUGUUUGUUUUUUGAUUACCAAGUCCAGUGCUUUGACAAUGCCAUUAACCUUAAGCCAGUCCCUUCUCUAGCGUCCUCAAAUGGGAAUUUGCGACUGCUACCUCAGAGGGACCUCCUGAAGUUAAACGAGACAAGCCGGUGAGAAACGCUUUGCAAAGGAACAGACAUAGACGUGCGGAAAGGCGUGUCUGAAUAUAUGUAUGUGUACACACAUACAUAUACACACAUAUACAUAUAUAUGUAUAUACACAUAUAUAAUACAUAUGCACAUAUAUAUGUCUAUGUGUCGCCGCGACACAAAACUCCUGGAGCGUCGCGAUAAAGGCCCGGGAAAAGAUGGAACUGGAUGUCUUCGUCGUCCCCUCCCGCCAACUCCUUGUGGGUUUGGGCGACAGGUGAGAGAUUAUGCCAAUAGCAAAAGUCAGCCCCAGGAGAGAGAAGACUGAUUGCGUGCAGCCAAGGGGCUAGGAGAAGCACGAAGAGAGACAGCUCUUUUCGGUCUCCUGCCGGCAGGCGACACCCAGACCUCGCACGCCACCCGGGCGGAGCAUGAAUGGGAGCCGCGCAGGGACUGUGCUCCACCCGGACUGCAGCCCGUCUGACCCUAGGAUCUUCAGACCACCGCUCCGCAGCAGCAGCACCUUGGGACGUUCUAACUCUAGGAAUCCCCAAACCCGAGAAGGGAACUUCUGACACCCUCAUCUGGGGAGCUCAGAGACUGGAGGUGCGUUUCUUUCUCUCGUUACUUCCUUCCUAUUUGGAGUUCAGAAAGCCAGUUCGCUCCUCUUCGGGCCUUGAACUCCAGCACCGUGUGCAGGCGCCCCGGGGGCUGAGGGUAAUUAGAUGCGUUCUUCCCUAAUUGCCCAAGGCUCGUUAGAAUUCGCCCCUGAGCUGUAACAUUUUUUUCUUUCAAAUUAACUUUGCUUUGCAAUUAUGCGUAGGAAACCAGCAACAAAAGCAGACUUGGCCCGAGGUCGUUUAGUACGAAACGGAUUAGGGAGCCUUCUUCCCCCGAUUUAAAGAGGAAGAUCCCCGAGGCCUGAGCUUUGGGGAAAGUGUCCCUACCGCCGAGGUGAAGGGGGGAGCAGGAAGCGGCUCCAGGUGGAUCGUGUUGGAAGCGGCGGUGAUCCUCUUCAAGGCGGGGAUUCGCGUU
This is a messenger RNA of Ictidomys tridecemlineatus (thirteen-lined ground squirrel), 4006 nucleotides long. Lineage: Eukaryota; Metazoa; Chordata; Mammalia; Rodentia; Sciuridae. The record is from RefSeq and is a predicted model, not a curated record.